AUAUCUUGUAAUCUGUUUCUGUUCACUGAAUCCCCAAAAUGAAAAAAAUAUUAAUUUUGCAGGCCCUCUUUAAUCAACCUGUUCAUGGACAGCUUUGUGAAGUGCAAUCUACUGUCCUACCCCUUAGCAUUGGUUUGUCAGGACAUACAGGAGCUGGCCAGGCAUUUUGGUAUAGAUAUGGAGCUGUGCCGCAGCCACUGGCACCAGGUACAUGCCAGUCUAGAGGGGACUGAUCAGUCAGCCGACCAGACCAUGACCUGGAUUACUGGCAACCUUUCUACCAGUCAUCCAGCUCUUUACAGAAUUGCUGCUGUGGGUCUCCUCCUCCCAACCUCUAUUGCAGAUUGUGAGCGAGGAUUCAGCUGCCUGAAGAAAGUUAAGACUGAAAACAGGAAUUGUCUCUCUGUUAAAGUUCUAAACUAUCUUCUUGCCGUCUCCCUUCAAGGACCCCCAUUAGAAUCUUUCAACUUUGAGAAGGCAGUCAAGGCAUGGAAGGACAACAAACCUAGAAGACAGGCCCACUUUUAAUGAUG
Ruditapes philippinarum (Manila clam) is the source of this 533-nucleotide messenger RNA. RefSeq lists its product as uncharacterized. Gene Ontology annotation, molecular function: protein dimerization activity. The transcript has 2 exons. Lineage: Eukaryota; Metazoa; Mollusca; Bivalvia; Venerida; Veneridae. Bases 85 to 528 code for a protein of 147 amino acids. The record is from RefSeq and is a predicted model, not a curated record.